Molecule: messenger RNA, 1646 nt
Organism: Aspergillus glaucus CBS 516.65
Lineage: Eukaryota; Fungi; Ascomycota; Eurotiomycetes; Eurotiales; Aspergillaceae
Product: prephenate dehydrogenase (NADP(+))
Exons: 8
Coding region: 190-1485 (431 amino acids)
Biological process (GO): L-tyrosine biosynthetic process
Molecular function (GO): prephenate dehydrogenase (NADP+) activity; NAD+ binding; prephenate dehydrogenase (NAD+) activity
Source: RefSeq, a predicted model, not a curated record
AUUCUCAAGCGAGGGAGUAUAUCCGGCAGAACGGAAGCUGGAGUCGGGCCGGAGCGGUGAGUGCUGACUGUCAGCGUCUAUUUAAGAAAAUUUCUUUCCCUUGCUUCUCCUAGACCAGUGUUGUCUUCAUUCGACAUCAAGCAAUUUGAUUUGACUGCAUUGCUCGCAGCCGGUCUGCAGUACAUCAGGAUGGUUCUCACAAGGGAAAAUGCCAGCAUUGGCAUCAUCGGAAUGGGAGACAUGGGCAAGCUGUAUGCCCAACGACUAAGUGCAGCGGGAUGGAGGAUUAACGCAUGCGAUGUACCAGAAAAAUAUGAAGAAUUGAAACAAGAAUUUGACACUCAAAAAGGUGUCACAGUAUUACCGAAUGGACACUUGGUUUCAAGAAUUAGCGAUUUCAUUCUAUACAGUGUAGAGGCGGGCAUUAUCGACCGGGUAGUCGCCCAGUAUGGACCGUCCACCAAGGUCGGCGCUAUCGUUGGAGGACAGACGUCGUGCAAGGCCCCGGAGCUAGCCGCGUUUGACAAACACUUGCCCCCGGAUGUAGAGAUUGUAUCGUGCCAUUCGCUGCAUGGGCCAAAGGUGAAUCCUAAUGGACAGCCAUUGGUCCUCAUCCAACACCGCGCCUCCGACGAAAGCCUCCACUUUGUCGAAAACGCCCUCUCCUGCUUCGGCUCGAAAUAUGUCUACCUCUCGGGCGAAAUGCACGACCGCAUCACCGCCGACACCCAAGCCGUCACCCACGCCGCCUUCCUAAGCAUGGGCACAGCCUGGCAAGCCAACAACCAAUUCCCAUGGGAUAUGUCACGCUGGGUCGGCGGCAUCGAAAACGUCAAGAUCAACAUCACGCUACGCAUCUACUCGAACAAAUGGCACGUCUACGCGGGUCUCGCGAUCCUCAACCCAGCCGCCAAAGCGCAGAUCCGGCAGUACGCCGAGUCCGUGACGGAGUUGUACAAGCUUAUGAUUGAGGGACAGCGGGAUGAGUUGAAGAAGCGAGUGAAAGCGGCCGGGGAGUAUGUGUUCCAGGCUGGGACGAAGGGGCAAGAUUUAUUGUUGAAGGAUGAGGUACUGGAUCGGUUUUCGCUGUCGAAUCGGCAUCGUGAGGAGAGUCCGCCGAAUAAUCAUCUGAGUUUGUUGGCGAUUGUGGAUUGUUGGUGGAAGUUGGGGAUUGUGCCGUAUGAUCAUAUGAUAUGUUCGACGCCGUUAUUCCGUCUCUGGCUGGGCGUGACGGAGUACCUCUUUCGCAAUCCGGAAUUGCUUGAUGAAGCGCUGGAUACGGCGUGUGAUGAUAGCACGUUCCGUUCGGAUGAUCUGGAGUUUACGUUUGCUGCGCGGGCAUGGUCCGACUGCGUUUCAUUUGGCGAUUUCGAAUCGUACCGGGACCGAUUCGAGCGGAUCCAGCAGUACUUUGCGCCAAGAUUCCCCGAGGCAUCUCGGCUGGGCAACGAGAUGAUGAAGACCAUUCUGGAGAAGACAAAGUAGCUACCAGUACUCCGUACUAUAAAUUAAUGCAAGUGGAACUCACGUGUCUCGGCAAUUCGAUAAUCCUUGGCGACUCCAUCCAUGACGCGUCGGACAUUAGUAUACCACGAAUAACAGCCACAGGGAACAUAAUAAUAGAAGCUAUUUGGCGAGUGUCUCGU